Messenger RNA from Phytophthora infestans T30-4, 768 nucleotides. RefSeq names its product regulator of chromosome condensation (RCC1)-like protein. The record is from RefSeq and is a predicted model, not a curated record. Lineage: Eukaryota; Oomycota; Peronosporomycetes; Peronosporales; Peronosporaceae. The transcript has 4 exons. The coding region runs from base 1 to 768 and encodes 255 amino acids.
AUGUCGUCGCAUUGUGGUGGCAGCCAAGAGGAUCUUACUGGAGGUAAAGCGUCAGCACAGAUUGUGCACCUGCCUCCACGCUUGCAGGUUGCAAGUAUUGCUUGUGGCUGGAAGCAUUCGCUUCUCGCCACUGCUGAAGGUGACGUUUACUCAUGGGGGAGUGGACGACAUGGCCAACUGGGACUGGGAGCCGAAGCCUUGAAGUCUGAAGCUCCCAAGCGGAUUGAGACCUUGAAAGGCACGGCUAUCAUUAACGUCUUUUGCGGAUGGGAGCACUCUGUCUUUCGCUCUUCCGAUGGCGAUAUAUACACCUGCGGGAACAACCGACAUGGGCAAUUGGGCCAGGUGAAUGCGCUGCCCAUUCAAGUGGUAGACCCAAGUAACAGCAACAUAAGUCUCCGUACAGCUCAGGUCAGCUGUGGAUGGCACUUUGUGCUGUGCCUCACAGACACUGGAAAGCUCGUGACUUGGGGCAAAGGCAGUCAUGGACAACUGGGUCUCGGAGGGUUUGACAACGCGUACGAGCCCCAAGUCGUCCCAUUUCCGCACACUGCUCGACACGUUGCAUGCGGUAGUGAACAUUCCAUGGUGGUGACGACUAGCGGAGACCUGUACACGUGUGGCUGGGGAGAACAUGGCAAUCUUGGACAUGGCGACAAGACCAACCGUGCUUCGUUGGAGAAGGUUGAGUUUUUUAUCAACAACAACCAAAAGGUCAUCAGUAUCGCAGCUGGGGGCGCAGUUUCCAUUGCUGUCACGAACAGUUGA